AGUAGUGAUAGGUGCUUGACUUCAUUUUGAUCUACCCACUACUUCAGUAUAUAUUGCUUGGUUUUGCGGUUAAAAUGGGAAAUUCACUCCUUCAAUUCCACAUCACAGGAAUCAAUUGUUUCCCUUCUACAAGACCACAAUUGACAGAACAAACUUUUACACAUAUCAUCCUCUUCUUCUUCUUAUAACAGAAUUAUAAACCGCAAUUGCCCGAAAGUUCCUUUACAAAUAUCAAGCAACACCCUAUCCUGAAAGAUUCCCCUAAGCACACACCGGUAUAAUGCGCUGCUUCAUCUGUCACCACCAUAACAUGACCGGGAAUCAUAGAUGCGCAGGACAUAAUUGCAUAGCCUUACUCUCCACUGCAGAUAUUGUCAAAUUCUAUACGACUGUCCUCACUGUCGUCGAAGGGCGCACAGCGUUGAGAGCCGUGGAGCAUUACAUUGUGCGUCCUGGAACACCUGACGCCAGAGAUACAGUGGACGCGGUUCUCCAGAUUCAAGGUUCUGGCUUUAGAGCGAUGGUGGUGUGGGGGGAGAAUUGUGGGGGAAGAGAUUGUAGGAAUGUUAUUAGAUGUCCGCAUAGCAGUAUCAAGAUUUCUAUCGCAGAGAAAACGCGGGAGGGUGGAGCAGGGUACGGCCCGACUAUGACUGUCGCUUACCCAUAAGAUCAAGAUCAUGAAGCGGGAGCAAGACGGGGACGGGUCGCGGGUUCGAAGUACAAGUCGAUGUGAGGUUAUCAUAGAGCGAAGAUAUCCUGUUAGAGAUGUUUCGCUUUGUUUCGUUUUGUUCUGCUUUGUUUUGUUAGAUGGGAUAAUAUGGAUUGGAUAUAUCCUGUUGGAGAUGUUUCGUUUUGUUAGAUGGAGUGGAAAUAUCCUGUUGAAGAUGUUUCGUUCUG
Molecule: messenger RNA, 897 nt
Organism: Sclerotinia trifoliorum
Lineage: Eukaryota; Fungi; Ascomycota; Leotiomycetes; Helotiales; Sclerotiniaceae
Source: the annotation of a GenBank genome assembly